This is a messenger RNA of Phragmites australis (common reed), 1575 nucleotides long. Its product is annotated as glyceraldehyde-3-phosphate dehydrogenase GAPCP1, chloroplastic-like. Gene Ontology annotation, biological process: glucose metabolic process. The record is from RefSeq and is a predicted model, not a curated record. NCBI's taxonomy places the organism in Eukaryota, Viridiplantae, Streptophyta, Magnoliopsida, Poales, Poaceae. Gene Ontology annotation, molecular function: NAD binding; oxidoreductase activity, acting on the aldehyde or oxo group of donors, NAD or NADP as acceptor; NADP binding. The transcript is spliced from 14 exons. The coding region runs from base 177 to 1400 and encodes 407 amino acids.
AUGGUGAACGCUUCCGCCGAGCUGCCACCUUCCCCUCCCCUGCUCGCCUCCCUCAGCCUCCAACGUUUCAGGCCCCGGAAAAGGCAGCCCCCUUCUCUCUUCUCCCCUCCUGCCUCGGUCAAACCCUAGCGCACCCACCCACCCACGCGCUGCCACCGCCCAUUCCCCUGCCUCCCAUGGCGGCGCUCUCCGUGCCCCUCCGCGCCGCCGGACCCCGCGCCGCCGCCGACCCCGUCAAGGUCUCGUGCGCGAGGAGCACUGGCUCAGCUCACUUCGGCUGCAGCUUCCUCUCCAUCGCAGCCUCCUCGUCUGCUAGGAACAUUGAGCCGCUGAGGGCGAUAGCUACACAGGCACCCCCUGCUAUCCCACAAUAUUCGAGUGGGGAGAAGACGAAGAUUGGCAUCAAUGGGUUUGGACGGAUUGGCAGGUUGGUCUUGCGAAUUGCAACCAGCAGAGACGAUAUUGAAGUUGUGGCUGUGAAUGAUCCUUUCAUCGAUGCUAAGUACAUGGCCUAUAUGUUCAAGUAUGACUCCACUCAUGGUCCAUUUAAAGGUUCUAUUUAUGUUGUGGAUGAUACAACCCUGGAGAUCAAUGGGAAGAAAAUCACAAUUACAAGCAAAAGAGAUCCUGCACAGAUUCCAUGGGGUAACUAUGGAGCUGAAUAUGUUGUUGAGUCUUCUGGUGUUUUUACGACGACUGAGACAGCAUCGGCACACUUGAAGGGUGGCGCUAAGAAAGUGGUGAUUUCUGCGCCAUCAGCAGAUGCUCCCAUGUUUGUAGUUGGAGUUAAUGAGAAUAGGUACGACCCAAAGAUGAAUGUUGUUUCUAACGCGAGUUGCACCACCAACUGUCUUGCUCCACUUGCCAAGGUUGUCCACGAGGAAUUUGGCAUUGUUGAGGGCCUCAUGACAACUGUUCAUGCCACAACAGCCACCCAGAAGACUGUUGAUGGUCCUUCAAUGAAGGAUUGGAGAGGUGGACGUGGUGCUGGCCAAAACAUAAUUCCUAGCUCCACUGGUGCAGCAAAGGCUGUUGGAAAAGUCCUACCUGAGCUGAAUGGAAAGCUCACUGGCAUGGCCUUCCGAGUUCCAACACCAAAUGUCUCUGUUGUGGACUUGACAUGCCGUAUCGAGAAAAGCGCCUCCUAUGAUGAUGUGAAAGCAGCCAUCAAGGAGGCAUCAGAGGGUGCACUCAAAGGUAUUCUAGGCUACACAGAUGAGGAUGUUGUUUCCAAUGACUUUGUUGGUGAUUCCAGGUCAAGCAUCUUUGAUGCCAAGGCUGGUAUUGGACUGAGCUCUUCCUUCAUGAAGCUUGUGUCUUGGUACGACAACGAGUGGGGCUACAGCAACCGGGUUCUGGAUCUGAUCGCCCACAUGGCUCUUGUCAGCGCCAAGCAUUGAUGUGUUGAGAAUCCUCCUGUAGCAUAGGAAGGUUGCAAUUUUGUCGGCCCUUUUUCUUUUUUAGAUAUGCCUUGGAAUAAUUUUAAUGUUGAACACAGGCAAAAAGGGACUUGGAUCCGUAGCAGGGGUAAAAUUUGCUCUGUAGCACCCUGGUAUGUGGAAUUGCUGAGUGGAU